Messenger RNA from Cyclocybe aegerita, 1101 nucleotides. NCBI's taxonomy places the organism in Eukaryota, Fungi, Basidiomycota, Agaricomycetes, Agaricales, Hemipholiotaceae. The record is from the annotation of a GenBank genome assembly.
AUGAUUGUCACAACGCCCAACUUGCUGCGCCUCCAGCGUGCGGUCGUCGCUGGAAAACGAGCAUACCAUGAUAUCCUCACCUUGCCAGGCGGCAAGCCCAUUGUUUCUUCCGGACCUCCUGGGUACAGCGCGGUUUCUGGCCACAGAGUCACCGUCUUUGGUUGCACUGGCUUCUUGGGUCGCUAUGUGGUGUCGAAGCUAGGGAAGCAGGGCACGCAGGUCAUCGUUCCGUAUCGCGAAGAAGAUGAGGCACGCGUUUUCAAGCCGAUGGGAGACCUUGGGCAAAUAGUCCGCAUGGAAUGGGACAUCCGGAAUGAGAACACCAUUGCUGAGUGUCUGCGACAUUCGGAUAUUGUCUUCAACCUUGUCGGCAGAGAUUACGAAACCAAGAACUUCGAUUUCCGUUCUGCAAACGCCGUUGGAGCUGGAAGAAUCGCCAAAAUAGCGGCCGAGUGUGGGGUCUCACAAUUCAUUCAAGUUUCUCAUCUAGAUGCUUCCAAGACUUCCCCUUCAAAGUAUUAUCAGGCCAAGGCCGAGGGUGAGGAACUUGUAAAGGAGGCUUUCCCAACUGCGACGAUUGUCCGCCCUGGCCCUAUGUUUGGGUACGAAGACAAGCUUUUAACCAACAUCGCCAUUUGGCCGAUAUGGUGGAAGUUGAACCAGGGACGAACAACAGUCAGACCUGUUCAUGUCCUAGACGUCGCUCAAGCCCUAGUCAACCUGAUUUCACAACCUCGCUUCUCUCAAACUCUCAACUUGCCUGGACCGUCUACUCUAACUUUCGAGUAUCUUCUUGACCUCGUCUCGUCAGUUACCCUUCAGCCACCGUCCCGAGCCCCCGACUUGCCCAAGCCUGUCGCCACACUUCUUGCCAAGUUGGCCCAACGGGUGUGGUGGCCCGCGCUCAGCCCCGACGAGGUAACGAGAAGAUACCUCAAUAACAGCGAGGUUCCAGGAGACUGGGAUGCUGUUGGCGUCCAACCUUCAGAAAUCGAGACACACGCUAUCACCUAUCUUCGCCGCUAUCGUUCCGCGGAGAAUUUCGUGCGGCCAACUGUAUUCCCACCGCGUCCGCCGACACCCGUUGUCGGGGAGUAUUAA